Messenger RNA from Aphanomyces astaci, 243 nucleotides. RefSeq lists its product as hypothetical. NCBI's taxonomy places the organism in Eukaryota, Oomycota, Saprolegniomycetes, Saprolegniales, Verrucalvaceae. The transcript has a single exon. The annotation marks the transcript as partial. The record is from RefSeq and is a predicted model, not a curated record.
GUGCCCAAGGUGUCCCAUGGGUCCAUGUCGAUCGUGGCCGAAGAGGCGAAGGCAAUCGCAGCGGCGGCAGCAAAAGCUGCUGAAGCAGCGACAAAGGCGGCCAGCGGAGGUGUGGCGGAGACACCAGCGGGUGAUGGUGGAAAGCAAGGGAAAACGAGCGCUAAGGGAGCCGCCGUAAAGGACGGAGGCGAAAGUGAAAGACGAAGGUGGCGAACCGGAGCGGGCCGGCCUCGCUCGAGAUAA